GCGUUUCAAACGCUGUCUCUCUGGUGUCGUUCAUAACUUUCUUUCACCAUUUUCUUGAGAAAGUCAGAGAAAAAAAAAAACAGGAGAGAAAAAAAACGUGGGUGUGGUGAAUUUGGUGCUGUAGAGAGGCUUUUUGAUCAAGAAAAGAUCAAUUUGCUGUAUGUCAGAAGUGGAAUAUUACUAUUACAGCGACAAGUACAACGGCGGUUACGGUGAGCUCGCGAACCCAUUACAAUGGCCUCAGCUCCGGAAAAAGCGACGCCUCCUCCUAUUCCUCUCCUUGGAAAAGCUUCCGCUGAUGUCUUGAAAGAUUGGAGCUCCACCGCCGACAAUCCCGACGACGCUCAGGUCCACCGGAAAAGAGCUGCUGCUGCUGCUUCCAUGGCGACCUUGAUUGAUUCCAUUCCUCAACCCUCCUCAAAUCCCACUGCAACCAAAGGACUUCCAAGCAUGUUGAGGGCUCAAACCCGGCAUCCUUUGGACCCUUUAACAGCUGCUGAAAUAUCAGUGGCUGUGGCAACUGUCAGAGCUGCUGGAGCAACUCCCGAGGUGAGAGACAGCAUGCGUUUCAUUGAGGUGGUUUUGUUGGAACCAGAUAAAAAUGUUGUUGCAUUAGCGGAUGCGUAUUUUUUUCCUCCUUUCCAACCAUCGUUACUGCCCAGAACGAAAGGUGGACCUGUAAUUCCUAGUAAACUUCCUCCAAGGAAGGCAAGACUGGUUGUUUACAAUAAAAAGUCAAAUGAGACGAGCAUAUGGGUUGUUGUACUAUCAGAAGUUCAUGCUGUGACUCGAGGUGGCCACCACAGGGGCAAGGUUAUUUCAUCCAAAGUCGUGCCAAGUGUACAGCCCCCUAUGGAUGCUGAGGAAUAUGCCGAAUGUGAAGCCAUUGUAAAAGAUUUCCCACCAUUUCGGGAGGCAAUGAGGAGGAGAGGAAUUGAGGACAUGGAUCUUGUGAUGGUUGAUCCCUGGUGUGUUGGUUAUCACAGUGAAGCUGAUGCGCCUAACCGCAGACUUGCUAAACCACUUAUCUUCUGUAGAACUGAGAGUGACAGCCCUAUGGAAAAUGGUUAUGCUCGUCCAGUUGAAGGAAUUUAUGUUCUAGUUGACAUGCAAAAUAUGGUGGUUGUUGAGUUUCAGGACUACAAACUUGUUCCUCUACCGCCAGCUGAUCCUUUGAGAAAUUAUACUGCCGGUGAAACACGGGGAGGUGUUGAUCGAAGUGAUGUGAAACCUCUACAUAUUAUUCAGCCUGAGGGUCCGAGUUUCCGUGUUGACGGGCACUUUGUUCAAUGGCAAAAGUGGAAUUUUCGUAUUGGUUUCACUUCUAGGGAGGGUUUGGUUAUUUAUUCUAUUGCAUAUGUCGAUGGUAGCCGAGGUCGGAGACCUGUGGCUCACAGGUUAAGCUUUGUUGAGAUGGUGGUCCCUUAUGGGGAUCCACAUGAUCCACAUUACCGGAAGAAUGCAUUCGAUGCAGGUGAAGAUGGGCUUGGUAAAAAUGCUCAUUCUCUUAAAAAGGGCUGUGAUUGUUUAGGCUAUGUCAAGUACUUUGAUGCACAUUUUACAAAUUUCACGGGAGGUGUUGAAACGACUGAAAAUUGUGUUUGCUUGCAUGAAGAGGAUCAUGGAAUCUUGUGGAAGCAUCAAGAUUGGAGAUCAGGACUAGCCGAAGUACGGAGAUCAAGACGGCUGACAGUGUCUUUUAUAUGCACAGUGGCUAACUAUGAGUACGGAUUCUUCUGGCAUUUUUAUCAGGAUGGGAAAAUUGAAGCUGAGGUUAAGCUCACAGGAAUACUAAGCUUGGGAGCUCUACAACCUGGGGAAGUUCGAAAAUAUGGGACCACUAUUGCACCUGGCUUAUAUGCACCAGUCCACCAACACUUCUUUGUUGCCCGUAUGGACAUGGCUGUAGAUUGUAAGCCUGGUGAAGCGUAUAAUCAGGUUGUUGAAGUGAAUGUUAAAGUUGAGGAACCGGGGGAGAAUAAUCCACACAGCAAUGCAUUUUAUGUUGAAGAGAAAUUGCUCAAAUCUGAACAGGAAGCAAUGCGUGAUUGCAAUCCUUUAACUGCGCGACAGUGGAUUAUCAGAAAUACAAGAACUGUCAACCGGACUGGGCAAUUAACAGGUUACAAGCUAGUACCUGGGUCGAAUUGUUUGCCAUUAGCUGGCACUGAGGCAAAAUUUUUGAGAAGAGCUGCUUUUCUGAAUCAUAAUCUUUGGGUCACACCUUAUGCACGUGAUGAGAUGUUUCCAGGAGGAGAGUUUCCUAAUCAAAAUCCACGCGUUAGAGAGGGAUUGGCUACUUGGGUUAAGCAGAACCGCCCACUGGAAGAAACUGACAUAGUUCUUUGGUAUGUUUUUGGAAUUACACAUGUUCCUCGACUGGAAGACUGGCCGGUCAUGCCAGUGGAACGCAUUGGUUUCAUGCUCAUGCCACAUGGAUUCUUCAAUUGCUCACCGGCGGUGGAUGUCCCUCCCAGCUCAUGUGAUUCACAUCUGAAGGAAAAUGGGAUGGUCACAAAGUCAUACCAGAAUGGGUUGAUUGCAAAGCUUUGA
Ilex paraguariensis (yerba mate) is the source of this 2553-nucleotide messenger RNA. Lineage: Eukaryota; Viridiplantae; Streptophyta; Magnoliopsida; Aquifoliales; Aquifoliaceae. The record is from the annotation of a GenBank genome assembly.